AUGGCCUGCCCGAUGGAGCUGGCGAAUCUGUACACGGCGUUGGGCGUCUCGGUCUCUGCAGGGGAAGCUGACAUCCGUUCUGCAUAUCGCCGGAGGGCACUGGCAACGCAUCCAGACAAAGGAGGCAGUGCAGAAGCUUUUCGGCUAGUUGUCAAGGCCUUCGAGACGUUGGCCGACCCCGGCCGGCGCGAGGCUCAUGAUCGAGAACUCGAGCGUGCAACCUCGGCACCGGAGAGCAAGACAGAAGCGCCUGGGCACGCGCCCCAGCCCAAUAAGAGAUGCCGGCAGCAGGGGCCCAAGGAGUCCAAAGCAUCGGAGGUUAAGCCUAAGCGUCGAUGCGAGGCUCCGACAGGCGACCAGACGGGUUCACCGCCGCCCGAGGGGAUCCCCAAACUGGCCAAGGAGCUCCUGGGCCUUUCCCUGACAGUCAUUCGCUCCCGCUUGAAAAAGUUGGUGCUGGAAGUGCUGCGUGAACUGUUGACGUUUCUUGAGACAACCGGUCUCCAAGCUGCACCGGAGUUCGGUGAGGACGAGGAGGAGAACUACGCAUCGGCAUCCGAGGACGACCCGGAGAAUGUUCUACCUCUUUGUGACGAUGAGUGCCCGGAUCUUAUUUUUGAAGCUGACCUUCAGAGCGAACCUAAGCUUCAACCCGACUGCAUAGUCCUCGCCAGCCUGCCGGGAGUCCCACAGCUCAACACGUGCUUGUGUGCACAGCUUCAGCUGAAGGAUGGUUCUCUUUGUCAAGGCCCUCUCCGUGCAAGCCUGGUCCUGGCGAAGCGCGACAUGAAAGAACUUUCGGCCAUCCGAGAAGCAAAGGGCGACGAUGCGGUCAAGGAGGAAGCCUCCAGGAGAGAUGCGGACGUCAUGACUUCUUUCUUCAUGACUGGUCGGCUGGCUUGA
Messenger RNA from Symbiodinium necroappetens, 903 nucleotides. The record is from the annotation of a GenBank genome assembly. Lineage: Eukaryota; Dinophyceae; Suessiales; Symbiodiniaceae.